Nicotiana tabacum (common tobacco) is the source of this 797-nucleotide messenger RNA. The record is from RefSeq and is a predicted model, not a curated record. NCBI's taxonomy places the organism in Eukaryota, Viridiplantae, Streptophyta, Magnoliopsida, Solanales, Solanaceae.
UGAAAGUAAUAUCUGGUUCAUCUGAAGGUGCAACCGGUAUGGUUGUUUCUGUUGAGGAGCAUGUGGUAAACUUGGUAUCAGAUACAACCAAGGAGCUUCUCCGUGUAUUUGCUGAUAAUGUUGUUGAGAGCUCUGAAGUAACAUCUGGUCUCACUCGUAUUGGGGAGUAUGAGCUCCAUGACCUUGUAAUACUAGACAGCAAGAGUUUUGGCGUGAUUAUACGUGUAGACAGUGAAGCUUUCCAGGUCCUUAAAGGUGUCCAUGAUAGACCUGAGGUAGCACUUGUUAGACUUGGAGAGAUCAAAGGGAAAAUUGAGAAGAAAGGGAAUGCCCAAGAUCGGUUUAAGAACUAGUUAGCGGUGAAAGACGUGGUAAAAGUUCUUGAGGGUCCUUGCAAAGGAAAACAUGGUCCUGUGGAACACAUCUUCAGAGGAGUUGUUUUUAUUUAUGAUUGCCAUCACCUUGAGCAUGCUGGUUUUAUUUGUGCCAAAACACAAUCAUGUGUGUUGAUUGGUGGCUCAUGGGCAAUUGGUGAUAGAAAUGGUCAUCCCUUCUCAUCAAGAUUUGCGAAUCUCAGAACUCCACCACAUGCUCCUCAAUCUCCAACAAGAUCAUUUAGAGGUGGCCCACCUAUGAGUUAUGGAGGAAGACAGAGAGGUGGAAGGGUACAUGAUGCUUUAGUUGGAGCUAGUGUGAAGAUUUACCAUGGACCAUUUAAAGGUUGUAAGGGGCGUGUUGUUGAUAUCAGAGGAACUUCUGUCCGAUUUGAACUGGAAGCACCGAUGAAAGUUGUUACA